AUGUAUUCUUCGGCUGAAAUUCCGCAAUCUGGCUCAAGCAAAGCGUCUAGACGCUUGCCUCGUCACACUCCACCGCAGGUAUCAAGCAUUGUUCUGCACUCAGAGCUUUCUAACAAAUCUAAGAAAAGGGAAUAUGUAUCUGAUACCGAAAUCGGGUCCGAUCCGAUCGAAACGAGUGAGGACGAAGCCAUUGAACAGGCUUCUAAGAGACUAAAAACUGGAGUGCAGCAACGUUCUGCAAAAUCCGGACUCAAGAGAAAAGCCUCCGAUGAAUUCAUAACCGUCCCUGCCAAAGAGUGGGAGAGUAUGAAGGAAAUGAAUUCUAAACUCGCUGGUCGAGUAUUCCAGCUAAAAACCAAACUUGAGGAAGGGUCUGGGGAAACACAUCGCGGUAUCGGAGUCGAAAAGAUUUUUCAGAAGCUCCAAUUCCUACACGAUGAUAUAGGCAAGAAUAUAGCUUUAUUGAAGAGGGCCAUUCCGUCUCCGCCGGUUUCCCCUCAACCCCCGUCAAUAGAAGCAUAG
Bipolaris maydis ATCC 48331 is the source of this 522-nucleotide messenger RNA. RefSeq lists its product as uncharacterized. Lineage: Eukaryota; Fungi; Ascomycota; Dothideomycetes; Pleosporales; Pleosporaceae. The record is from RefSeq and is a predicted model, not a curated record.